AUGUCUCAAAAGCUCAUUCGUACUACUUGUGUUUUUCUUUCCAAGAGAAAUGUACGAUCUUCUCCAACCACCACUCUCUUCUCUCAAUUUGUAAAUAAUCAACAACAAGUGAGAACAAAAUACAGCGAGAAAGUGAUUGAUCAUCACAAGAAUCCAAGAAAUGCCGGAUCAUUGGAUUCCUCAAAUGAGAAUGUAGGAAGUGCUUUGGUUGGUGCUCCAUCAUGUGGAGAUGUCUUAAAAUUCCAAAUUCUUGUAGAUGACAAUGGUCGAGUCAUUGAUGCUAAAUUCAAAGCCUUUGGUUGUGGAAGUGCAAUUGCAUCUUCGAGUUAUGCCACAGAACUUGUAAAAGGUAAAACUAUUGAGGAUUGUAUGAUGAUUACAAACAAUGAUAUUGCCAGUCAUUUGAGUUUACCACCUGUCAAGAAACAUUGCAGUUUAUUAGCAGAAGAGGCAAUUCGAAAGGCCACUGAAGAUUACAUGAAAAAGAAACAAGCAAAGAAAGAACAACAAACAAGCACCACUGGCACCACUAGCACCACCACAACAAAUACCUCUAACGACUCUUCAUAA
Molecule: messenger RNA, 570 nt
Organism: Naegleria fowleri
Lineage: Eukaryota; Heterolobosea; Eutetramitea; Acrasida; Naegleriidae
Exons: 2
Coding region: 1-570 (189 amino acids)
Biological process (GO): intracellular iron ion homeostasis; iron-sulfur cluster assembly
Cellular component (GO): mitochondrial matrix; cytoplasm
Molecular function (GO): ferrous iron binding; 2 iron, 2 sulfur cluster binding
Source: RefSeq, a predicted model, not a curated record